AUGGUUGAUACAGAAAGAGGAACGACUGAGAACAAAGAUCCAAUAGAGUCAAUUCCAAAACCUAUACUUGCAAUAGUUAGUUCAAUUCAUUGUUUUGUUAUGCUAGGUGUUACACUUAUUAUUCCAAUACUUGAAGUAGCUAUUGGUGCAUCAUAUCGUGAUCAAUGUCCGAUGAAUCCAAAUAUUCCAAUAUAUCUUAUUGUAACAGGUGCAUGUGGAAUGGCUAGUAUUGUUCUUGUCUUAGUUAUAAAUGGUGGAUUUAUAUGGUGUAUUAAACGAAAUUCUAUUGCUGUAACAUUUGCUAUGUUAUGUCUUACGAUUAUUAUAGGAUUGUUUAUAUUAUUGAUGAGCUUAUUUUUAUUUGCUUGGUUUAUUGUGGGUAAUGUAUGGAUAUUUGGAGCAAAAAAAGAUGUUCAGUAUGAUAAUCCAUUAUCAUUUACCAAUUAUUGUCAUCGUACAUUAUAUGAAUUUGCAUUUGCGAUACUGAUUAUAACCUGGAUUAUGCCGGUUGUCUGCUGUAUAUAUCAUUGCAUACGUGGUUGUUUUCAAACUGAAACAAAAGGUGCAAGAUGA
Rotaria sp. Silwood1 is the source of this 573-nucleotide messenger RNA. Lineage: Eukaryota; Metazoa; Rotifera; Eurotatoria; Philodinida; Philodinidae. The record is from the annotation of a GenBank genome assembly.